AACAGCUUGCCUGCUCUCACAUCGAAGCCUCCAGGCCACCCACACUAUCUCGAGCUCUGGGAAGAUGAAGCUCUCGUUAGAUAUGUAAUGCAGCUUGAUUCAAGCAACUUUCCCUCGCUCAGACCAAUGCUUAUUGCUGCUGCUAAUUCUAUG
Molecule: messenger RNA, 153 nt
Organism: Cryphonectria parasitica EP155
Lineage: Eukaryota; Fungi; Ascomycota; Sordariomycetes; Diaporthales; Cryphonectriaceae
Exons: 1
Source: RefSeq, a predicted model, not a curated record